CUCUAUUUUUUAUUUAUUUAUUUAGUUUUCUGUCUGCAACUCGUCUUUGUCUUAAAGAAGAAGAAACAAUCUCUCUCUUUCUUUCUGUUUUCUUCCACUUUCUAUAGCUACUCUCCUGUAAGCAAUAAAGCGAGUUUAAAUUAAAUUCAGAAAAGGAAAAAAAAUCGAAAUGCUCUUAGCUUUUGUGUGUUAAGCCAUGUGAGCUUACUGACACAUUCUCUUCUUCUUCUUUCAUUCUUUCUAUUCUCACGCAUUCUCCUUACAGAUUCACUGACUCAGUGAGUCACGCAAACACUCUAAAAUGGCGUCUUCUUCUCGAGCAAGGAGCAGCUCGCCUUUCUCGUAUCGGAAACCUUCGAGUCCGUUUUCUUCCACUUCUUCAGCUUCUUCAUUUAUGAGCAACAAACUAAUGCCGCGCACGUGCUCGUCGUCGGCGUCUUCGUACUUCAACUCGGGAAGUGGAUACGGUUCCCGAUCCAUGACGCCGAGUCGGUCGAGGUCCGAUUCGACGUACUACGGUUCACGCGGCGGUUACAAUGCUCGAACACCGGUGGCUUACUCGCCGGAGGAGAUAAUAGGCGAGCCUUUGGAAGCGCCAAGAUCUAGAGAUAGUAUUUCAGUUACGAUUCGGUUUCGGCCGUUGAAUGAAAGAGAAUUCCAGAAAGGGGAUGAGAUCGCGUGGUACGCGGACGGGGAUAAGAUUGUGAGAAAUGAGUAUAAUCCAGCUACGGCUUACGCAUUUGACAGAGCAUUUGGACCUCACGCAACUUCUCAAGAGGUUUAUGAAGUAGCUGCUAAACCUGUAGUGAAGGCUGCAAUGGAAGGUGUUAAUGGAACUGUUUUUGCUUAUGGUGUUACAAGUAGUGGGAAGACACACACUAUGCAUGGAGAUCAAAAUGCUCCUGGUAUUAUACCAUUGGCAAUAAAGGAUGUGUUCAGCAUCAUCCAAGAUACUCCGGGGCGAGAAUUCUUACUCCGUGUGUCGUAUCUUGAAAUCUACAAUGAGGUGAUAAAUGACUUACUUGAUCCAACUGGUCAGAAUUUGCGCGUUAGAGAAGAUGCCCAGGGAACUUAUGUUGAGGGUAUAAAGGAAGAAGUGGUUUUGUCUCCUGGGCAUGCCCUUUCUUUUAUUGCUGCAGGGGAAGAGCAUCGUCAUGUUGGUUCAAAUAACUUCAAUCUCUUGAGUAGCCGAAGUCACACCAUAUUUACACUGAUGAUUGAGAGUAGCGCUCAUGGUGAUGAAUAUGAUGGAGUGAUCUUCUCUCAACUUAAUUUGAUUGAUUUAGCAGGAUCUGAGAGUUCAAAAACUGAAACAACUGGGCUAAGGAGAAAGGAAGGAUCUUACAUAAACAAAAGUCUUCUGACUCUUGGAACUGUGAUAGGAAAGCUGAGUGAAGGAAAAGCAUCUCAUGUUCCAUAUCGAGACUCCAAGCUUACCCGUCUAUUGCAAUCUUCACUGAGUGGGCAUGGACAUGUUUCACUAAUUUGCACAGUUACACCUGCAUCUAGUAAUAUGGAGGAAACUCAUAAUACCCUGAAGUUUGCAAGCAGGGCAAAGCGAGUGGAAAUCUACGCCUCGCGUAAUAAGAUUAUUGAUGAAAAAUCAUUGAUUAAGAAGUAUCAAAGAGAAAUUUCAGUCCUCAAAGAAGAACUUGAUCAGCUAAGGCAGGGAAUGCUUGUUGGUGUUAGUCAUGAAGAACUUAUGAGCUUAAGGCAACAGUUGGAGGAAGGUCAGGUGAAAAUGCAAUCUAGAUUAGAAGAAGAGGAGGAAGCCAAAGCUGCUUUGAUGAGCAGAAUCCAAAGGCUUACCAAGCUUAUACUUGUUUCUACCAAAAAUACCAUCCCAGGAUGUUUGAGUGAUGCACCAAGUCAUCAAAGGAGUCAUUCUGUUGGUGAGGAUGACAAACUGGAUGUACCGCGAGAAGGUACCUUGCUCAUAGAUAGUGAGAAUCAAAAAGAUUCUCCAUCUUCAACUGCAGUGCAUGCUUCUGAUCCAUCUUUUGAGUUUAGACACAGAAGAUCAUCCAGCAGAAGGAAUGAUGAGCUCUCACCAACUUGCAGUACUGUCACUGAGUCAACUCAGGCGGGUGAACUUAUCAGUGGGACUAAACUGCUUGCUGGUGGGAUGACAUCAGAUCAGAUGGACCUUCUUGUUGAGCAAGUUAAGAUGCUUGCUGGAGAGAUUGCAUUUGGCACCAGUACCCUGAAACGCCUGGUGGACCAGUCUGCAAACGAUCCUGAUAGCUCAAACAUUCAGACACAGAUUCAGAAUUUGGAAAGAGGGAUUCAAGAAAAGAAGAGGCAGAUGAGGGUUUUAGAGCAACGCAUAACUGAGAGUGGUGAAGCUUCAAUUGCUAAUGCAUCAUUUGUCGAUAUGCAGCAGACAGUUAUGAGAUUGAUGACCCAGUGUAAUGAAAAGAGUUUUGAGCUGGAGAUAAAAUCAGCAGAUAAUCGUAUCCUCCAAGAACAACUGCAGAACAAGUGUUCAGAGAAUGAGGAAUUGCAAAAGAAGGUGAAUCUCCUGGAGCAGCGGUUGGCAUCUAUCUCCGGUGAUAAAUUAUCAUUGUCUUCUGAACAGGGAAUAUCUGAAGAAUAUGCAGACGAGUUAAGAAAAAAGGUUCAAUCUCAGGAGAUUGAGAAUGAAAAGCUAAAACUAGAAGAGGUGCAGCUUUCAGAGCAGAACAGUGGAUUGCAUGUCCAAAACCAAAAACUUGCUGAAGAGGCUUCGUAUGCAAAAGAAUUGGCAUCUGCUGCUGCUGUUGAGUUGAAGAAUUUGGCUGGUGAAGUGACCAAGCUCUCAGUACAGAAUGCAAAACUGGAAAAGGAAUUGUUGGCUGCUCGAGAGUUGGCACACUCUAGAGGCUCUGCUAAUCAAACUGUCAAUGGUGUCAAUCGCAAGUAUAGUGAUGGCAUAAGACCUGGGAGGAAGGGGCGGCUCUCUGGCCGCUCUCAUGACCUUUCAGGAGCAGCUGGUGAUGACUUUGAGCCGUGGAAUCUUGAUCCAGAUGAUCUAAAGAUGGAACUGCAGGCUAGGAAACAAAGGGAGGCAGCUCUUGAAGCUGCAUUAGCUGAGAAGGAAUUCAUCGAAGAUGAAUAUAGGAAAAAGGUUGAAGAAGCAAAGAAGAGGGAGGAAGCUCUGGAGAAUGAUUUAGCUAACAUGUGGGUGCUUGUUGCUAAGUUGAAAAAAGAGGGAGCUGCUACCCCUGAAAGUAAUAUGGACGAGCAGCAUAGUAAUGGUAUGGAGAAUGUUGAUGAUCAAAAAGCAAAUGACAUUGAGAGUAAUCAUAUCCUGAAAGAGAGACAAGUGCCAGAUGUGUCAUCAAAACCAGCUAAUGAAAUACCUAAGGAAGAACCCUUGGUUGUUCGCUUGAAGGCACGAAUGCAAGAGAUGAAGGAAAAAGAGCUCAAAUCCCUGGGAAAUGGUGAUGCCAAUUCCCAUAUGUGUAAAGUAUGUUUUGAAUCACCAACAGCAGCAAUUCUUCUCCCUUGUCGGCAUUUUUGUUUAUGUAAAUCUUGUUCGCUUGCAUGUUCUGAGUGUCCAAUUUGUCGCACAAAGAUUGCGGAUAGGCUUUUUGCGUUCACUUCUUGACUCAACUAUUUAUACCCUCCUAAUGAAGGGUUCAUGAUCACCUGUCUGCUAUCUUCAAUAUGAUAAGCGGGUGCAAUUCUUUCAUUAGUUGUUUGUAUGUAACUGUUUAAAAGGUAUAUCAAUAGUUUGCUGUCCUCUACCUCACUUGGGAGGCUGUAAAAAUAAGAAGAGAUUAGAAAGGUUAAAAAGAUUUAAGAAAAAAGAGGAUAAAAUCACUACAUUCAAAAAAAAAAACAUUCAGAUACAAGAUGUUGCUUUGUUUUGAAAUUCGCAGCAAAGGUUGUGAUUUGUCUUCCAAACUUUCAAAUUGUUAUGUACAGAAACGAUUUAAGCUUCCGAUGAAGCAAUUUUUCGUGCCGUGGCCAUUUUAUAAAA
This is a messenger RNA of Theobroma cacao (cacao), 3964 nucleotides long. RefSeq names its product Kinesin motor family protein. Gene Ontology annotation, biological process: microtubule-based movement. Gene Ontology annotation, molecular function: ATP binding; microtubule binding; microtubule motor activity. NCBI's taxonomy places the organism in Eukaryota, Viridiplantae, Streptophyta, Magnoliopsida, Malvales, Malvaceae. The record is from RefSeq and is a predicted model, not a curated record.